GUCGUUCACUCCCACUGCACAGUACACCCUAGACUAGAGUAGGUAUAUAUACCAAUAUUCUCACGCACUUCUCCUCGAUUUCUUCACCUUCUCUGCGUGUUUCUGCUUCUCUUGUGCAAAAUCUGCGAUAUGGCGUUCCGGAGGAUCAUUUUGGGCCAAGUUGGUCGUGUCGGAGAGCGAUCGAUGUCGUCGUGGUGGCGAAAUGUCCAGCCAGCUGCUAAGGAUCCGAUUCUCGGAGUAACCGAAGCUUUCCUCGCUGAUCCGAGUCCGGAUAAAGUGAACGUCGGAGUUGGAGCUUAUCGCGACGAUAAUGGAAAGCCGGUGGUGUUGGAGUGCGUGCGGGAGGCAGAACGGAGAAUUGCGGGUAAUCUCAGCAUGGAGUAUCUUCCAAUGGGAGGAAGUGCAAAAAUGGUCGAGGAAACACUAAGAUUGGCUUACGGGGAGAAUUCUGACUUGAUUAAGGAUAAGAGAAUUGCAGCAAUACAAUCUCUAUCUGGGACUGGUGCAUGCCGAAUUUUUGCAGAGUUUCAAAGGCGUUUUUGUCCAGAUUCACAAAUUUACAUUCCGGUCCCUACCUGGGCCAAUCAUCAUAACAUCUGGAGAGACGCCCAUGUCCCUCAAAGAACUUUCCACUAUUAUCAUCCAGAGUCAAGGGGAUUGGACUUUGCUUCAAUGAUGGAUGACAUAAAGAGUGCUCCAAAUGGAUCAUUUUUCCUGCUUCAUGCUUGUGCUCAUAAUCCUACCGGAGUGGAUCCUUCGGAAGAACAAUGGAGGGAGAUUUCAUACCAGUUCAAGGUCAAAGGACAUUUUCCCUUCUUUGACAUGGCAUAUCAAGGUUUUGCGAGUGGUGAUCCAGAGAGGGAUGCUAAGUCUAUCAGGAUCUUUCUUGAGGAUGGUCAUCUAAUUGGAUGUGCGCAAUCAUAUGCAAAAAAUAUGGGACUUUAUGGCCAGAGAGUUGGCUGCCUGAGCGUGGUUUGUGAGGAUGAAAAGCAAGCGGUGGCCGUGAAAAGCCAGUUGCAGCAGCUUGCCAGACCCAUGUACAGUAAUCCACCUACGCAUGGUGCCCUGAUUGUUUCUACCGUUCUUGGUGAUCCAAACUUGAAGAAGUUGUGGCUUAAGGAAGUAAAGGGCAUGGCUGAUCGUAUCAUUGGAGCAAGAAUAGCAUUGAGACAAAAUCUCGAAAAGUUGGGGUCAUCUCUUUCCUGGAAGCACAUAACGAACCAGAUUGGCAUGUUCUGCUAUAGUGGGUUGACACCUGAACAAGUUGACCGCUUAACUAAUGAAUUCCAUAUUUACAUGACUCGUAAUGGUCGUAUCAGCAUGGCGGGAGUCACCACAGGAAACGUUGGUUACCUGGCUAAUGCAAUUCAUGAGGUGUCCAAGUCUGCUUAGGAACUUGAUACUGGCGCAUGUUUCAGCAAUAAUCCAAACGGAGGCUUUGGAAGGUUACAGGUUCUUUGUACAAUUCAAGAGAUUUUGGCUUUUAGGAAUUUUUUGAGAUUUUCUUCCAACUUUGUGAUCCUAACACUAGGAUGGACAAGUGAGAAGUCCUUCUUGAAGAGUUGAAGGAAAGCACUGAGACCAACUGGGGUUGGGCCAAGUGGUAAGCAGCUUGGUUCCGCUUAAGCAGGUCUCGGGUUCGAAACCUGGCGUAUGCAGCUACCCUUGUUGGGAGACUCACCCACCACAGCCAGGUGUGCGACCCGGGUCGACCAACGGAUUAGUCAGGGCAAAGCCCUGGAUACCGUGGCAGGCAACCAAAAAAAAAAAAAAGAAGGAAAGCACUGAGGACAUAAGCAACAGAUAUUUGAUUUUGAAUAAAUGCCGGUGCAUGUAUUCAUUUUAUACCCUCCAAUUCUGGAACUUUUGGCAGCUAGGAAUCAUUUGACUGUUGUAAUUCAGAGGUCGGAUAGAAGGUUAUGGAACCUUGUUUGGAUUGCCAGUUUCCGUCAAAAAAUUACAUCGUUUUCCGUGAUCACAUUUCCCUAUUAACUUUUUUCCUCA
Molecule: messenger RNA, 2004 nt
Organism: Coffea arabica (coffee)
Lineage: Eukaryota; Viridiplantae; Streptophyta; Magnoliopsida; Gentianales; Rubiaceae
Product: aspartate aminotransferase, mitochondrial-like
Biological process (GO): amino acid metabolic process; biosynthetic process
Cellular component (GO): mitochondrion
Molecular function (GO): L-aspartate:2-oxoglutarate transaminase activity; pyridoxal phosphate binding
Source: RefSeq, a predicted model, not a curated record